This is a messenger RNA of Triplophysa rosa, 2969 nucleotides long. RefSeq names its product CTAGE family, member 5 (gene mia2). NCBI's taxonomy places the organism in Eukaryota, Metazoa, Chordata, Actinopteri, Cypriniformes, Nemacheilidae. The transcript is spliced from 24 exons. The coding region runs from base 96 to 2426 and encodes 776 amino acids. Gene Ontology annotation, biological process: endoplasmic reticulum to Golgi vesicle-mediated transport; vesicle cargo loading; protein secretion. The record is from RefSeq and is a predicted model, not a curated record. Gene Ontology annotation, cellular component: endoplasmic reticulum exit site; endoplasmic reticulum membrane.
CUGGCAUUGAGAGUAGAGUCACCAUGGCAUAACAACACACAAUUCAACAGAUUACAGAAAAACUUUAAAUCUCAUCGCUUGAUUUGAGUUAAAUCAUGGCAGACGAAUUAAAGGCCGAGACGCUCGUCACGCAAGCGACUGACGUGAGAGGAGCGGCGAAGAUUUACUACACUCUCGCCGUGGAGAAGAUCAGAGAUGUUGUAUCAUCACUUCCUGAUGACAUACGGCCUGGUCCUGACUUAUAUGGACUUCCUUGGGAAGCUGUGGUUUUUACAUGCUUUUUCGGUUUAUGCACACUGCUUCUGUUCAGCUACAGGUUUAUCCACUGCAUCAAAAGCAGACUUUAUGCAAGCAAAGAGAAACAGAUGGCUCAGAAAGUUGCAGAACUGUUGGAUGAAAAGUGCAAAGUGCUGGAGACGUUCAGUGAGGUCAAACAAAAGUAUGAGAAACUGGAAUCAACACUUCAAAACAGUGGAAUAUCUGCUCAAACUGCAGAAAAAGAAAGUUUAGAGUUGGCAUCACAGAAGCUUGAGCAAUCAAACACCCAGGUGAAAAAAGAAAUUGAACGGCUACAGGAGGAGCUGUCCCAUCAAAACAAAGCAAGAAAACAGCAAGAGGAUCAGCUUGCUGAGCUCGAGCAGAUUUUAAGGAAUUUGGAAGGAGAAGCUAAACAACGAAAGUCACAGUUGGAACAGGACAACACGACUCUGAAGAUUCACGAGAUCAACACGGAGCGACUGCAGAAGAACCUGCAGGCAGCUAAAGAAGAGCAUGAAAUGCUGCUUGAGAGUAAAGCCCAGCUGGUUCUGGAGGCUGAGGUGUGGAAUGAACGUCUCGGUGAGUUAGAGGAGGAGAUGAAGCUGUGUGAAAGAUCUCACGCUGGCAUGAUGGAGGACUGUGCUAACAAAGACGAACGCAUUAAGUCCCUGACAGAAUGCCUUCUGAAGAUGAAAGACUGGAAUUCUGAAGACGACACCAUUGACGGCAGCAACAAUAAAGCCGGAACUGAGAACGGCGACAGUUCAGAUUUCCGCCAGAAGCAGAAAGUACAGAAACUUAUUGAAGCAGCCAAGAUGAGUGCAGACUUGAAGUCCAUGGAGGAAGAUAAGAACAGAGUGUUCGCCAAACUCGCAGACGAGAUGAAAGCCAAAGAAGAUCUCCAAGGGGGCAUCAAGGAAUUUCAGGAGGAUAAAGAGGUGUUGGAGUCGGAAAGUGCCAAAUACUCCAGUGAAAUCCAGAAACUCCAGCAGAAACUGCAGAUCAUGACUGAGAUGUACCAGGAGAAUGAACUCAAACUUCACAGAAUGUUAACGGUGGAGGAAAAGGAACGCUUACAGAAGGAAGAGAAGCUCAACAAAGCAGGCAAAAAGAUCAGUCUCGCUGCUGAGGAGCUCAACACGUACAGACAAAGAGCCAAAGACCUGGAAGAGGAGCUGGAUAGGACCUCACAAGCUUACAAGAAUCAGGUUGCUUCUCAUGAGAAAAGGGCUCAUGAUAACUGGCUGGCGGCAAGAGCAGCGGAUCGAGAUCUAGCGGAUGUCAAAAGAGAAAACUCUAAUCUCCGCCAGAGGCUGACAGAUUCCCAGUUUAAGCUGGAGAUUCUUGAAAAGGAUCCGUAUGUACGAGAGGGCAGACCUUUACUUCGAGGUGAGAGAUCUCCCUAUGGGCCCUCUCCUCUUGGCCGACCAUCCUCAGAAACACGGGCCUUUCUCUCUCCACCUACACUGAUGGACGGCCCCCCUCGACUCUCACCACAGUUUAUAAUGGGCCCUGGUGCUAGAGUGUCCCGUGGCGUGGUAGAGCCCCCUAUUGGUGGGCCAGACUUUGAGCGGAGUGGCCCUCGCUCUGAUAGUGGCUCACUGUCACCCUCCUGGGACAGGGAACGCAGGGGCCCUUCUGGCCCUCCAGGUCACCCUCUCCCAGACCCAGGUUUGCCUUAUAGGAGGCCGCCUCCAGGGCCGUACCCGAUGGGCCCUUUACCUCCUAGACCACCACAUCCUGAUUCAGGAUACUUUGGUGACAAAUCAGUCAGUGGUAAUGAAAACAGAGACGGUCCCCACUCAAUGCCUGGUGACAUGAGAAUGCACCCUGAUCCAGAUUCGAGAAUGGGACCUCUUCCCGGUCCCCCAUUAAUGAGAAUGCCGCCACCAAUGGACCCCAGAAAUCCACACAUCCCACUCAGGGGCCCUUAUGGACCACCAGACUUCUUUCCACCCCGUGGACCUGCUGGUCCACCCAUAGGCAUGCGAGGGCCACUCCCCCCUGGGAUGUUUCCCAGAGCUCCGCUGCCAUUCCCUCAACAUAUGGGCUAUCUGCCACCAAGACCCCCAUCUGACAAUUUUCCCCCUGGACCACCUCCCAGGCCUUCCUCACCAGGAAGCGAGCAGCCCCCUGAACAGUCGCCUUCACCUCACGAUGUCAUCUGAUCUGACUGAGUCGCUCCGCCUCCCCAGCCUACCGUUUGUGACUUCCUGUUGUUGUUGUACUCAGGGGGUGUUUCCUUAGAUAUUUAGCCGCAGUAGCAAUGUGGUGAUCUCUUGUCUGAGUUUGAACUUGAGUGCAAAGCCUAGUAAAGGAUACGGCACAUGCUACUGGUUAUUUUAUGAAGAGGAAUCAUUUGUCAAACGGAUCUCUGUAUUUGAGGUACAGUGUGAGACCUAGUGUAUUAUGUAAAUCUGUAUGUUUGAAAAGUCAACCGGACUGCUUUUAACAGGAUUAUAAAUGCUCAGGAUUGUAAUGGUUUUUAAAUGGAAGGUAGUUGAUGCAAGGUCCACAUAUUUGUCAAACUGUAUAUAGAAUUUGUAACGAGUAUAUAUUGUGAAUAGGAUGUUGAUUGAAGACACCACUGGUGACUCGCUUAACAAAACAAAAGUCCAGAGAACCGUCCUUGUAGUUAAUGGUAUUUAUAGUUUCCUUUAACAAGUUAUGCCUUAAAGGUGGUCUGAUCAAAUAAACUUGUGAACAUUGAA